Salmo salar (Atlantic salmon) is the source of this 7176-nucleotide messenger RNA. The record is from RefSeq and is a predicted model, not a curated record. NCBI's taxonomy places the organism in Eukaryota, Metazoa, Chordata, Actinopteri, Salmoniformes, Salmonidae.
AUGUCCUACUGGGGCUGCGACCUGACCCACUGGAUCCAGGGUGGCGUCCAUCAGCACUCUGUGAAAGUCCAUUACUUUGACCGCCUUCUCAUGAGGAAUGUGUCUGGCACGGCAACUUGUCAGACUCCCAUCUCCACCUCCCCUACCUCUGUUCCACCAACAUUGUGGCUGCCCCAAGUCACCUGUGGGAAAACAGACAUGACUGUUAAACUACCUGCUGGAAUGCUGAUAGAUGUGAAGGUGCUUGGUCCAGAGGCGUUGUUGCACGUUCAUGAUGGAUACAGUGUAACUCAGUGGAAAAGUCUCAAUGCCUUGUUUGUCAAAUUUUCCCAAUCAAAUGUGGAGUAUGGCAGUCUCUCGCUUCAACUGGUUUAUCAGAACUCUGCUGGAGAGUUGUCCACCACAUUGGUAUCGUGUUUCCCUCAGCCUUUCAAGUCAAGAAAUGUAGAAGAACCUUUUGGGGAUUUAUGGGGAUUCCCAAAUAUUCCCACUGCACCCUAUAUGAUAGAUCAGACCCCAGUCAUCACCAAUGUUCCUUCAACAUCUGUAGCAUCCACCCCACUAGGAGCUUUUUGCUUGUGGGGCUUCCCAUUCAUUCCUACUGGAGCUUUUAUUCCUUGUAAAGAAUCAACAACUCCAGCCACUACAACAACAACAACUCCAGCCACUACGGCAGCCGCAACUGCAGCUGCCACUACGACAACAGCCACUGCCACUACAACUGCAGACACCACAGAGACAACACCUGCCACCACAACAGCCGCUGCCACCACUACCGCAGCCCCUGCCACCAUAACUGUAGACGCCACUACGACUGCAGCUGAAAUUACAACAGACCCUGCCACCACAACUGCAGACACCAAUACGACUACUACCACAACUUUAGCUUCCACUACGACAGUCUCUGCCACCACAGCAACAGCAGCCGCCAGCGCAACUGUAGCCGCCACUACGACUACAGCAGCCACCACAACAGCAGCCGCUGCCACCACAACAGCAGCCGCUGCCACCACAACUUAUGCUGGUACCACAAGAGCAGCAUCUGCAACAACAACAGCAGCUGCCACUACGACUGCUAACACAACAGCAGCUGCCACUACGACGACAGCCCCUGCCACCACAACUGUAGACACCACUACAACUACUACCACAACUGCAGCUUCCACUACAAUAGCCUCUGCCACCAUAGCAACAGCAGUCGGCAGCACAACUGUAGCCGCCACUACAACUACAGCAGCCACUACAACAGUAGCAACUGCCACCACAACUCCAGCUGGUACCACAAGAGCUGCAACCACAACUGCAGCCGCCACUACGACAGCUGCCACUUUGACAACACCCCCUGCCACCACAACUUUAGCCGCUACCACAACAGCUGCCACUGCAAAUACAAGUGCAUAUGCUACCACAGCUGCAGCUGCCCCUAUGACAACAGCUGCUACCACCACAGCUGCAGCUGCCACUAUGACGACAGCCACUACCACCACAACUGCAGCUGACACCACAACUGCAGCUGACACCACUACUGCAGCCUCUGCCAGCAUAACUAAGGACGCCACUACGACAGCCCCUGCCACCACAACUGGACACACCACUAAGACAGCCCAUGCCACCAACUCUUUAGCCGCUACAAGAACAGCAGCCAUUGCAACCACAAGUGCAGCUGCCACUAUGACGACAGCCGCUGACACCACAACUGCAUUUGCCACCACGACAACAGCCAUUGCCACCACUACGACAGCCCCUGCCACCGUAACUGCAGCCACUAAUAGGAUAGCCCCUGCCAACACAACUGCAGACAUUACCACAACUGUAGGUUCCACUAUGACAGUCCCUGCCACCACAGCAACAGCAGCUGCCACCAUAACUGUAGCCACCACUAUGAAUACAGCAGCCACUACAACAGUAACAACUGCAACCACAACUGCAGCUGCCCCUACGACAACAGCCGCUACUACCACAGCUGCAGCUGCCACUAUGACGACAGCCACUGCCACCACAACUGUAGCUGACACCACAACUGCAGCUGACACCACAACUGCAGCCCCUGCCACCAUAACUAAGGACGCCACUACGACAGCCCCUGCCACCACAAUUGGAGACACCACUAAGACAGCCCAUGCCACCAAAACUUUAACUGCUACCAGAACAGCAGCCAUUGCAACCACAAGUGCAGCUGCCACCACAACUGCAGCUGCCACUAUGAUGACAGCCGCUGCCACCACAACUGUAGCUGACACCACAACUGCAGCUGACACCACAACUGCAGAGUCUGCCACCAUAACUAAGGACGCCACUACGACAGCCCCUGCCACCACAACUGGAGACACCACUAAGACAGCCCAUGCCACCAAAACUUUAGCCGCUGCCAGAACAGCAGCCAUUGCAACAGCAAGUGUAGCUGCUACAUCAACUGCAGCUGCCACUAUGAUAACAGUCGCUACCACCACAACUGUAGACACCACUAAGACAACCCCUGCCACCUCAACAGCAGCCACUGCUACCACUACAGCAGCCCCUGCCACCGUAACUGUAGACACCACUACGACAGGCCCUGCCACCACAACUGGAGACACCACUAAGAGAACUCAUGCCACCACAACUUUAUCCGCUACCACAACAGCAGCCACAAGUGCAGCUGCUACCACAACUGUAGCUGCCACUAUGACGACAGCCGCUGCCACCACUACUGCAGUCCCUGCCACCGUAACUGUAGACGCCACUACGACAGGCCCUGCCACCACAGCUGGAGACACCACUAAGAGAACUCAUGCCACCACAACUUUAACCGCUACCAACACAGCAGCCACUGCAACCACAACUGCAGCCACAUAUACGACAGCCCCUGCCACAACAGCAACAGCAGCAGACACCACCACGACUGUAGCCGCCACUUCAACUACAGCAGCCACUACAACAGUAGCAACUGCCACCACAACUCCAGCUGGUACCACAAGAGCAGCAGCUUCAACCACAACUGCAGCUGCCACUACGACAACAGCCGCUACCACCACAACUGCAGACACUGCUAAGACAACCCCUGCCACCACAACAGCAGCCACUGCCACCACUACUGCAGCCCCUGCCACUGUAACUGUAGACACCACUAUGACAGCCCCUGCCACCACAACUGGAGACACAACAAAGACAACCCAUGCCACCACAACUUUAUCCGCUACCACAACAGCAGCCACUGCCACCACAACUGCAGCUGAUAUUAAGACGACAGCCACUGCCAGCACAACUACAGACACCACCACGACUCCUACCACAACUGCAGCUUCCACUACGACAGCCUCUGCCACCAUAGCAACAGCAGUCGCCAGCACAACUGUAGAUGCCACUACACCUACAGCGGCCACCACAAGUGCAGCCGCUGCCAGCACAACUCCAGCUGGUACCACAAGAGCAGCAUCUGCAACCACAACUGCAUUUGCCACCACAACGACUGCUACCACUAAUGCAGCCGCCAUUACGACUGCUAUCACAACAGCCGCUUCCACCACAACUGCAGCCGCCACCACGACAACAGCCGCUGCCACCACUACUGCAGCCCCUGCCACCGUAAUUGCAGACGUCCCUACGACAGCACCUGCCACCACGACUGCAGCCACAUAUACGACAGCCCCUGUCACCACAACUGCAGCCACAUAUACGACAGCCCCUGCCACCACAGCAACAGCAGCCGCCACCACAACUGCAGCCGCCACUUCAACUACAGCAGCCACUACAACAGUAGCAACUGCAAACACAACUCCAGCUGGUACCACAAGAGCAGCAGCUGUAACCACAACUGCAGCUGCCACUACAACAACAGCCUCUACCACCACAACUGCAGACACCACUAAGAAAACUCCUGCCAUCACGACAGCAGCCACUGCUAUCACUACUGCAGCCCCUGCCACCGUAAAUGUAGAGGCCACUUCGACAGCCUCUGCCACCACAACUGGAGACACCACUAAGACAACCCAUGCCACCACAAUUUUAGCCGCUACCACAACAGCAGUCACUGCCACAACAAAUGCAGACCCCACUACGACAGCCUCUGCCACCAUAGCAACAGCAGUCGCCAGCACAACUGUAGCUGCCACUACAACUACAGCAGCCACUAUAACAGUAGCAACUGCCACCACAACUCCAGCUGCCAUCACAACACCAGCUGGUACCACAAGAGCAGCAGCUGCUACCACUACAGCAGCCCCUGCCACCACUACUGCAGCCCCUGCCACCGUAACUGUAGACGCCACUACGACAGCCUCUGCCAACACAACUGGAGACACUACUAAGACAUCCCAUGCCACCACAACUUUAGCCGCUACCACAACAGCAGCCACAGCAACCACAAGUGCAGCUGCUACCACAACUGCAGCUGCCACUAUGACGACAGUCGCUGACACCACUACUGCAGCCGCUGCCUCCGUAACUGUAGACGCCACUACGACAGCCACUGCCACCACAAAUGCAGACGCCACUAUGACAGUCCCUGCCACCACAACUGCAGCUGAAAUUACAACAGACCCUGCCACCACAACUGCAGACACCAAUACGACUACUACCACAACUUUAGCUUCCACUACGACAGUCUCUGCCGCAACAGCAGCCGCCAGCACAACUGUAGAUGCUACUACGACUACAGCAGCCACUACGACUACAGCAGCCGCUGCCUCCACAACUCCAGCUGGUACCACAAGAGCAGCAUCUGCAACCACAACAGCAGCCACCACAACAGCAGCCACCACAACGACUGCCACCACAACAACAGCCGCUGCCACCACAACAGCAGCCGCUGCCACCACAACUUCAGCUGGUACCACAAGAGCAGCAUCUGCAAAAACAACAGCAGCUGCCACUAUGACUGCUAACAAAACAGCAGCUGCCACUACGACGACAGCCCCUGCCACCACAACUGUAGACACCACUACAACUACUACCACAACUGCAGCUUCCACUACAAUAGCCUCUGCCACCAUAGCAACAGCAGUCGGCAGCACAACUGUAGCCGCCACUACAACUACAGCAGCCACUACAACAGUAGCAACUGCCACCACAACUCCAGCUGGUACCACAAGAGCUGCAACCACAACUGCAGCCGCCACUACGACAGCUGCCACUUCGACAACACCCCCUGCCACCACAACUUUAGCCGCUACCACAACAGCAGCCACUGCAAAUACAAGUGCAUAUGCUACGACAGCUGCCCCUAUGAUAACAGCCGCUACCACCACAACUGCAGCUGACACCACUACUGCAGCCCCUGCCACCAUAACUAAGGACGCCACUACGACAGCCCCUGCCACCACAACUGGAGACACCACUAAGACAGCCCAUGCCACCAACUCUUUAGCCGCUACAAGAACAGCAGCCAUUGCAACCACAAGUGCAGCUGCUACAUCAACUGCAGCUGCCACUAUGAUAACAGCCGCUACCACCACAACUUCAGACACCAAUAAGACAACCCCUGCCACCUCGACAGCAGCCACUGCUACCACUACUGCAGCCCCUGCCACCGUAACUGCAGACGUCCCUACGACAGCCCCUGCCACCACAACUGCAGCCAUAUAUACAACAGCCCCUGCAACCACAGCAACAGCAGCCGCCACCACCACAACUGUAGCCGCCACUUCAACUACAGCAGCCACUACAACAGUAGCAACUGCCACCACAACUCCAGCUGGUACCACAAGAGCAGCAGCUUCAACCACAACUGCAGCUGCCACUACGACAACAGCCGCUACCACCACAACUGUAGACACUGCUAAGACAACCCCUGCCACCUCGACAGCAGCCACUGCCACCACUACUGCAGCCCCUGCCACCGUAACUGUAGACGCCACUACGACAGCCUCUGCCAACACAACUGGAGACACAACUAAGACAACCCAUGCCACCACAACUUUAUCCGCUACCACAACAGCAGCCACCUGCCACCACAACUCAGCCGCCACCACGACUACAGCCGGCUGCCACAAGCACUACUGCAGCCCCUGCCACCGUAAUUGCAGACGCUCCACUACGACGACAGCACCUGCCACCACGACUGCAGCCACAAUACGACAGCCCCUGUCACCACAACUGCAGCCACAUAACGACAGCCCCUGCCACCAUAGCAACAGCAGUCGCCACCACAACUGCAGCCGCCACUUCAACUACAGCAGCCACUACAACAGUAGCAACUGCAACCACAACUCCAGCUGGUACCACAAGAGCAGCAGCUGCAACCACAACUGCAGCUGCCACUACAACAACAGCCUCUACCACCACAACUGCAGACACCACUCAAAUACAACUGCCACUCACGACAGCGAGCCACUGCAACACCAAUACGACUACUACCACAACUUUAGCUUCCACUACGACAGUCUCUGCCGCAACAGCAGCCGCCAGCACAACUCUAGAUGCUACUACGACUACAGCAGCCACUACGACUACAGCAGCCGCUGCCUCCACAACUCCAGCUGGUACCACAAGAGCAGCAUCUGCAACCACAACAGCAGCCACCACAACAGCAGCCACCACAACGACUGCCACCACAACAACAGCCGCUGCCACCACAACAGCAGCCGCUGCCACCACAACUUCAGCUGCAGCUGCCACUACGACGACAGCCCCUGCCACCACAACUGUAGACACCACUACAACUACUACCACAACUGCAGCUUCCACUACAAUAGCCUCUGCCACCAUAGCAACAGCAGUCGGCAGCACAACUGUAGCCGCCACUACAACUACAGCAGCCACUACAACAGUAGCAACUGCCACCACAACUCCAGCUGGUACCACAAGAGCUGCAACCACAACUGCAGCCGCCACUACGACAGCUGCCACUUCGACAACACCCCCUGCCACCACAACUUUAGCCGCUACCACAACAGCAGCCACUGCAAAUACAACAGCCACUGCUACCACUACUGCAGCCCCUGCCACCGUAACUGCAGACGUCCCUACGACAGCCCCUGCCACCACAACUGCAGCCAUAUAUACAACAGCCCCUGCAACCACAGCAACAGCAGCCGCCACCACCACAACUGUAGCCGCCACUUCAACUACAGCAGCCACUACAACAGUAGCAACUGCCACCACAACUCCAGCUGGUACCACAAGAGCAGCAGCUUCAACCACAACUGCAGCUGCCACUACGACAACAGCCGCUACCACCACAACUGCAGACACUGCUAA